Messenger RNA from Cetraspora pellucida, 288 nucleotides. NCBI's taxonomy places the organism in Eukaryota, Fungi, Glomeromycota, Glomeromycetes, Diversisporales, Gigasporaceae. The record is from the annotation of a GenBank genome assembly.
AGUGAAAGGCUUGAAAUUAUUAAAGAUUUGCAUCAAGAAUAUCAACAACUUUCUUCAACAUCUACUAAUCAGCCAAUUCAAUUACAGUGCAAUUUACAACAAGAGGAUAACAUUCUUAUUGAAAAUGAUUUUAAUGAGUUCAUUAUACAACAAAAAUCAAAACCAAAUAUGGCCUUAUUUUUUAAAUCUUUAAUGACUCAAGAUCUUGUUAUUACUUCUGAGUUUGAUAAUUAUUUGUUUAUUCCUGAAGUUUAUAUUAACCUUGAAGAAUUUGAUCCUAUAACCUGA